Colletotrichum orchidophilum is the source of this 888-nucleotide messenger RNA. RefSeq lists its product as uncharacterized. The record is from RefSeq and is a predicted model, not a curated record. Lineage: Eukaryota; Fungi; Ascomycota; Sordariomycetes; Glomerellales; Glomerellaceae. The coding region runs from base 1 to 888 and encodes 295 amino acids. The transcript is spliced from 2 exons.
AUGGAACGCCCCCACCGUCCUCCGCCGCUCACGAUCCCCCCACCGCCCCGGAGCCGGACCCGAGUCCGGAGGCCUCGUCGUCCCAACGCACAACAGGCACGACAAUUCAAACGAUGGCUCCUCCGCGCCCAAAUCGCAAAUGACGUAGCGCACGUCGCCGCCGCCUCGAUUCUGUUAUGGAUCAUGUCCUGGUUUCUCUACAAUGUGUCGUUUCCCAUGUCAUAUCGCACAGGUCCCGCCGCCGUCGCCCUCAUCGCGAUCCUCUCCACAGAUAUCCUCCUCGACGCGCGCUCAAUAGUCCAUGCCCACGACCCCUGGCCAGGCUGGACCCUCCUCCUCCGCCUCCUCCUCGGCGCCCCCCUCAUCGCAAUCUUCUGGGUCUACAUUGCCCUCGGCGACGUCUUCGCGCCCGGCUUCACCUACUGGGGCAUGCCCGACACCUAUGGCCGCGUGCUGGCGUACAUGUUCCUCUGGGGCAUCGGGCUCUGGGACCUGUUUUUCGUCCUGCUGUGUCGGCACUGGCUGGGAAAGGAAGUCAAGCGGUACGGGAUCCGGGCGAGGCGUUUGUUUAGAGAGGUGAGAAGGGGGAGGAUGUCGCCGGGCGUGAGCGCGCAUCGGUUGGGUAGCGCGGGUGGGGAGGCGCCGGGGAGGGUUGCGAUUAUGGAUGUUGAGGCGGCGCGGCCGGUGGAUGAGGAGGAGGAGGGCGGCGACGGCGACGGCGGCGGUGAUGGUGAGAGGGUUGGGUUGCCGGUGAGGAUGGGGGUGAGGCGGGUCAAGAAUAGCGUGAGAGCGAGCGUUAAUUCCGUGGCGAGCGGGACGGGGACGGGUAAUGGGAGGGGGGAUGAGGAUUCAUCGCCGCCUCCGCCAGCGUUUAUGAGACCGGCAUGA